UUUCCUUUAUGGUCCUUGUGGUUGUGGUGUCUUUCAUCAUCACGUUUUUAUAAUGAAAUUCAUCAGUUUCUGAUUCUUUAGUUGGAGCCUCGUAUCUUCUUCUUCUUUUCUUCUUCAUAUUGCUUCUCGUCAUCUUCUUCUUCCUCCUCCAUUCUCACAGAUUCACUCAGCUCCAGAGAGCUAAGGGGGCCUUUGCGUAAUCAGUCCCCAAUAUAACAAUAAUCUUUCUCCACCACACAAUGUUGCUCCAUUUUUCACCGACGAAACCCCUCUUUUCUCCACCCAAUCCCCGGCGGAAUUCACCGGCAUUCCUCGUUUCUCCGCCGAGAUCCCUCCGCAUUCGAGCCAUCGACGCUGCCCAGAUCUUCGACUACGAGACCCAACUCAAAUCCGAGUACCGUAGAUCCUCUGCUCUCAAAAUCGCCGUCUUGGGUUUCGGCAAUUUCGGUCAAUUCCUCUCAAAAACCCUAAUUCGACACGGCCACGACCUAAUCACCCACUCCCGCUCCGAUUACUCCGACGCCGCCUCCUCAAUCGGAGCUCGUUUCUUCGAUAACCCUCACGAUCUCUGCGAACAGCAUCCCGACGUCGUCCUCCUCUGUACCUCAAUCCUCUCCACAGAAUCCGUCCUCCGAUCGUUCCCAUUCCAACGUCUCCGUCGUAGCACGCUCUUCGUCGAUGUUCUCUCCGUCAAGGAAUUCCCGAGAACCCUCUUCCUCAAAUACCUCCCAAAGGAAUUCGACAUUCUUUGCACUCACCCUAUGUUCGGACCAGAGAGCGGGAAGCAUUCCUGGUCGGGAUUGCCCUUUGUCUAUGACAAGGUGAGAAUCGGAGACGAAGCUUCUAGAAACGAGAGGUGUGAGAAGUUUCUGAGGGUUUUCGAGAACGAAGGUUGUAGGAUGGUGGAGAUGAGCUGCGAGGAGCACGACAAGCACGCAGCUGGGUCGCAGUUCGUGACGCACACCAUGGGAAGGGUUUUGGAGAAAUUCGGAGUUGAAUCGUCGCCGAUCAACACCAAAGGGUAUGAGACGUUGCUGGAUUUGGUGGAGAACACAUCGAGUGAUAGCUUCGAGCUUUACUAUGGUCUGUUCAUGUAUAACCAGAAUGCUCUUGAACAGUUGGAACGGCUAGACAUGGCCUUUGAAUCCAUCAAGAAGGAGCUGUUUGGGAGAUUGCAUCAGGUUUACAGGAAGCAAAUGUUUGGUGGGGAGGCUCCCUCGUCUAAGAAAACAGAGCAGAAAAUGCUCAACGAUGGUGGUGUUGUUCCGAUGAAAGAGAUAUCAUCAUCAUCUUAAAAAUCACAACUUUUUGGUGUAAGGUGGAUUAUGUUAGAUUCGGAAUAAAAGCAAAAGUUAUGACAUUUUGGAAAUACUCGAGUGUGAAAAAAAUAAAAGGGAUUUGAUCAUUUGCUCUCUAUGUUUGGGUGUUUUUUUUUUUUUUGGAACCUAUGUUUGGGGAAUUUUCAGACUAAUGUAUCAAUGGAGUCCAUACAUUUUCAUUUUCAGUUAUAAGAGAGCACAGACGGGAAAGAAACA
Messenger RNA from Eutrema salsugineum, 1535 nucleotides. RefSeq names its product arogenate dehydrogenase 2, chloroplastic. The transcript has a single exon. Gene Ontology annotation, biological process: L-tyrosine biosynthetic process. The coding region runs from base 240 to 1295 and encodes 351 amino acids. The record is from RefSeq and is a predicted model, not a curated record. NCBI's taxonomy places the organism in Eukaryota, Viridiplantae, Streptophyta, Magnoliopsida, Brassicales, Brassicaceae. Gene Ontology annotation, molecular function: prephenate dehydrogenase (NAD+) activity; prephenate dehydrogenase (NADP+) activity; arogenate dehydrogenase (NADP+) activity.